This is a messenger RNA of Cutaneotrichosporon oleaginosum, 1897 nucleotides long. RefSeq lists its product as uncharacterized. Gene Ontology annotation, molecular function: protein serine/threonine kinase activity; ATP binding. Gene Ontology annotation, cellular component: cytoplasm; nucleus. NCBI's taxonomy places the organism in Eukaryota, Fungi, Basidiomycota, Tremellomycetes, Trichosporonales, Trichosporonaceae. Gene Ontology annotation, biological process: endocytosis; peptidyl-serine phosphorylation; signal transduction. The record is from RefSeq and is a predicted model, not a curated record.
GCUCUCCGAUUCAUCGGCCCCGACACAAGCCUCUCCCCUUGUUUCCCCCCCGCCCCGCCUGGCCGCCUGCCACCCCUAAGGGGGCAUUGGAUUCCUGUCUCUGGUCUCCCCGCUCAAGCCACCGAGGCCACCCAUCGACCAGUUGGCCCAAUCCACUCAAUCCACUCCACCUCUCGGCCCAGCAACACACAGCCAUCCCUUGAAUCCAUCAAUUCCAUCUCUCUCAACUCUACCUUUCACGCUCCCCCCCCCCUCCGUCCAUCACUCGUCACCCUUCUCCUCCUCCAUCUCUCCUUUCUCUUACUCUUCCUCCUCCUCCCCCUCCUCCUCCUCCUCCUCCUCCCCCGCGACAACCCCCCCGCGCUAAUCGCCCAACAUGGCAACCACCCAUGUCAUCGCCUCAAACCCGGGCGCUCACCUCUCGGGAGGGAGCCACUCUUCCAGCUCGAGCAACAUCGUCGGUGUACACUACAAGGUCGGCAAGAAGAUUGGAGAGGGCUCGUUCGGCGUCAUCUUUGAAGGUACAAACUUGCUCAAUUCUCAGACUGUCGCCAUCAAGUUUGAGCCACGCAAGUCGGAUGCCCCGCAACUUCGAGACGAGUAUCGUAGCUACAAGAUCUUGAGCGGAUGCCCUGGUAUCCCCCAGGUCUACUACUUUGGCCAGGAAGGUCUGCACAACAUCCUGGUCAUCGACCUCUUGGGACCUUCGCUUGAGGACCUCUUUGACAUGUGUGGGCGCAAGUUCUCGGUUAAGACUUGCUGCAUGACCGCUCGCCAGAUGCUCUCUCGCGUUCAAACCAUCCACGAGAAGAAUCUCAUCUACCGAGACAUCAAACCUGACAACUUCCUCAUCGGGCGGCCCGGGACCAAGGGGGCAGGGACAAUUCACGUUGUCGACUUUGGAAUGGCCAAGCAGUACCGUGACCCAAAGACAAAGCAGCACAUUCCUUACCGCGAGCGCAAGAGCCUGAGUGGAACCGCCCGCUACAUGUCCAUCAACACUCACUUGGGUCGCGAACAGUCGCGCCGUGAUGACCUCGAGGCUCUCGGCCACGUCUUCUUCUACUUCCUCCGCGGCGGUCUGCCGUGGCAGGGUUUGAAGGCCGCGACCAACAAGCAGAAAUACGAGAAGAUUGGCGAGAAGAAGCAGUCGACACCGAUUGCAGAGCUCGGCGAGGGCUACCCUUCCGAGUUUGCAAUCUACCUCAGCUAUGUUCGCAAGCUCACUUUUGACGAGACCCCCGACUACGAUUUCCUUCGUGACCUGUUUGCAACCGCACUGGCAAAUGCCGGCGAGGUCGACGACCAGGUGUACGACUGGAACAUGCUUAACGGCGGCAAGGGCUGGGAGGCUGGCACAUCCCACUCGUCGGCCGACGUUCAGAGGCAGCCAACGCGCAACCGCGACAACCGCGGUGACCGUGUUGACCGACUCCGUAACGGGUCUGGCGGUGGUGGGACAGGGCGAGGCGCACGCAAGUCGGCUUCGCAGCAGCCAAACGCGAGCAACCAGGCGAUUGUCAACGUUGCCGCUCCAUCGCACCAAAACUCGCGACACCACUCGCAGCAGGGCGGGCACCCCUUCGCGGCCAACGCGAUGAACGCUGGCGAUUACGGAUAUGACGCGUCCAACCCGAACAAGGGCGCGCAGCCCAUCUCGCCCAUGAACGUCAACUCGCGCCCAAGCGGGCAGCAGGGCAACUCGCAGCAGCACGCAGACCCAGAGUAUCGCGAGAACCGCGGUGGGUUCUUGUCAUUCAUCACCUGCCGCGCUUGCCGGUAGCGACCGCCACGACCUCUUUUUUUCUUUUUUUCCAUCCCUAGACGUGUUUAUUUCUUUCAUGGGCUCGGAACCACGACAAUCAUCAUUACCCCACCCACUCGCUGCCUGUUGCUG